Protopterus annectens (West African lungfish) is the source of this 1223-nucleotide messenger RNA. RefSeq names its product methylthioadenosine phosphorylase (gene MTAP). The record is from RefSeq and is a predicted model, not a curated record. Gene Ontology annotation, molecular function: S-methyl-5-thioadenosine phosphorylase activity. Bases 111 to 971 code for a protein of 286 amino acids. The transcript is spliced from 8 exons. Gene Ontology annotation, cellular component: cytosol. Lineage: Eukaryota; Metazoa; Chordata; Ceratodontiformes; Protopteridae. Gene Ontology annotation, biological process: nucleoside metabolic process.
UUUAAGGACUUUUGCUCAUAAUCGUUGAACGCGCGCCACAGAAGUAUGCGCAGGCGCUGUGUUACACAGUUACUGAACUACAGCAGUAAAGAAAGGAAGUGAAUGGUGGGAUGGCAUCAUCUAGACCUGCGCCAGUUAAAAUUGGGAUCAUUGGAGGAUCAGGUCUAGAUGAUCCUGACAUCUUGGAAGGAAGGAUAGAAAAAGAUGUUAACACCCCAUUUGGCAAGCCCUCUGAUGUUUUAAUCCAAGGAAAAAUAAAGAAUGUGGAUUGUGUACUUCUUGCAAGGCAUGGAAGGCAACACACUAUUUCACCAACUAAUGUAAACUUCCGUGCAAACAUCUGGGCCCUAAAGGAAGAAGGCUGCACUCAUUUGUUGGUAACAACAGCCUGUGGUUCACUGCGAGAAGAGAUUCAGCCAGGUGACAUUGUCCUUAUAGACCAGUUUAUUGACAGGACAACAAAACGUGCUCAAACUUUUUAUGAUGGGAGCCCAUCCUGCCUGUCUGGAGUCUGCCACAUUCCUAUGGCAGUGCCGUUCUGCACUAGAACACGAGAGGUUCUUUCAGAAGUUGCAAAGAAACUGGGAAUUAAACACCAUCCAAGAGGAACCAUGAUUACAAUUGAGGGACCACGUUUCUCGUCUCGUGCAGAAAGCCUGAUGUUUCGGCAGUGGGGUGCUGAUGUAAUCAAUAUGACCACAGUUCCUGAAGUAUGCCUGGCACGGGAAGCAGGGAUUUGUUACUCAAGUGUUGCUAUGGCAACAGACUAUGACUCCUGGAAAGAACAUGAAGAAGCAGUAUCUGUAGAUAAAGUGCUAAAGACAAUGAAGGAAAAUGCAAAUAAGGCUUCCAGUAUGCUUCUUUCUGCAAUUCCUCAAAUUGCAUCAAUGGACUGGACAGAAACUCUGGAAAGCUUAAAAACUGGUCUGCAGUGUUCAGUCAUGUUGCCAAAGAACUCAACUUCCUCAUAGUCUACCUCGCAGUAGUCAGAAGAAGAAUUCUCCUGGAAUUUCAAUAACCACAUAUUGAAAGAAAAUUUACUUUUGCUAUAUAUUUACUAUCUAGAUCGCUGCACAGUGUAUACCAAAAUUUAAGGCAGUGCCUAAUGUACAAGUACACUAAUAGUAUACAUAAUUUCAUAUUGUUUAAUAAACAAUUGAUCUUCUGAAAGACUACAUUUGAAAUAAGUGAAUGAAGUAUUAAUAAAAAUUGCUUGCUGUCCA